GACCUGCUGAGUACGAACAAAACUUGGCCUUAACAGUAAUAAGCAGUGCUACUUUUCAUUUCUUUAAAGAACAUUUCAUUUGGAUAUAUAUAUAAUUGUGGACUCUUUGAAGUGAAUAUUGAGGUAACUGUCAGCUAUAUAACAUUCAUUUAUAAACGAUGGUGAAAUGUCAUUUGAUACACGUUCAGAAUUGAUGAUAAAAUCACAUGUUGAUAUUUAAGACCUCUUAACGCCGAUCAUAUAAUGGCCAUUUCUGAAAAAUGUAUAGUUGAUAGCUUCGCUUAUGGCUAUAUCGGUAUUUGUUUGUUUUUUAUAACUCCGUAACAAGGGUAAGUCUUUAAAUUGAUACCAGCUUUCCCAAUAGGAUGUUUCAUGCGUGUUUCAUAGCAUAUUAGAAUCUUUAUCUCUUUUCUUCAUUGCAUUACCUCAUUUUAGGCCCUUUAAUUCAGCAAUUGAUCAUGCGAGGAAGGAUAUCUGUCUCAACCUCAUGAAAUAUCAAAGAAAGUGAAAAGGGAACUUGAAAUCCCCUGAUAUUGACUUUAAAGAAUGUACAGGGAAAUUUAACUGACCAAUUCUUAUAUCAUUAUAAAGGAACGGAAGGCAUAUCAUACGUUUUCUGUGAGAAGACGAUAUACAAGUGUCCUUAACAUGGCCCCAUUGAAGUAGGUAUGACCUUAGAAUAUUGAUAGGAUGUCUGACUGCCUACCUACACAUACAUUGUAUAUGUGUAAUCUUAUCUUAUUUCAACACUGUUGAAAUUCUGAUAUUAAAGGCGCAAAUACUUGACAUAAAUAACUUACUUUCUUUAAAGUAUUAACAAUAACAUACUGUAUUGUACUGACGCAUUUUAUAUUAAAUUUUAUAUAAUAACUUCUUACGACUAUUAUGCCUGUAUACGCAUUACUAAGAUAGAGGUGGAACAAUAAAACUGCUGACGACUUAUUUGUGGAAUCCAUCCCUCUAAUAUUGCUGAAGGAGUAUGGUUUUAAAGUUCCAAUAUGUCGCCAAGGAUUCUUGUCGUUGUUUUCCUUUCUUAUGUCGCCAUUGGGUUUGUGACAGCUGAACGUCUGUCAUGUUUCGACUGCUGGUUACAGACGGACGAGAUGGAAUGUAACCAGACUUAUGUUUGUCAAGAAGGCGAGGUGUGUUACAUUAACCGGCGGAUAGGAGACUUCUAUGGAAACCCGUGCCUAUACGACCUGGGAUGUAAGAAAGUAGAGGAAUGCAGUUCCCUCCAGGCCCAGCUACAGGCCGGGAACCCUACACCAACCAGGAUACGGGACGGUGACGCUAUCGAUUAUAUGGACUGUUGUACCACUCCUGGCUGUAACCGCCACCGCAUCUCGCCUCCGAGUGACACUUGUGUCGUACAGAAUUAAAAUCAUAUUGCAACAUU
Molecule: messenger RNA, 1396 nt
Organism: Pecten maximus
Lineage: Eukaryota; Metazoa; Mollusca; Bivalvia; Pectinida; Pectinidae
Exons: 5
Coding region: 999-1379 (126 amino acids)
Source: RefSeq, a predicted model, not a curated record